This is a messenger RNA of Erigeron canadensis, 3189 nucleotides long. Its product is annotated as receptor-like protein kinase 7. Gene Ontology annotation, cellular component: plasma membrane. The coding region runs from base 121 to 3051 and encodes 976 amino acids. Gene Ontology annotation, molecular function: ATP binding; protein kinase activity; protein binding. The transcript is spliced from 2 exons. NCBI's taxonomy places the organism in Eukaryota, Viridiplantae, Streptophyta, Magnoliopsida, Asterales, Asteraceae. The record is from RefSeq and is a predicted model, not a curated record. Gene Ontology annotation, biological process: protein phosphorylation.
CUGAUCACUUCAAAAGCAUCACAUUCCCACUUCACUUAAACACCAACACUUUGACUCAAACUUACACACACCAACUUCAAUCAUUAAUUCAUAAUUCAUAUCAUCUUUGAAGCCGCCGGAAUGUCCCCGGAACACAUCUCCGGCUACUACAUAAUAUUCCUUAUAUAUCUCAUUUUCUUGAUCAUCAUUAGCCCAUCAUUUUCCCAAUCUAACCAACUUCAAACACUUUUCAAAUUCAAAUCAAAUUUGAUAAACUCAAACACACAAGUAUUCACAACAUGGAAUGAAAACAACCCUUUUUGUAACUUCACCGGAAUCAUUUGCAAUGAAAAGAAUUUGGUCAAAGAAAUCAAUCUUUCGCAACGAAAACUCGUAGGAGUUCUUGACUUUGCUUCAUUAUGUGAACUUAAAUCACUCGAAAAAAUCUCAUUUGGGUCAAAUCUUUUGCAUGGUAAUAUAAGUACCCAUUUAUCAAAUUGCAUAAACUUAAAGCAUCUUGAUCUUGGAAAUAAUCUUUUCUCAGGCGAAUUCCCAGAUAUAUCUUCUUUAAUACAACUUCAAUUUCUUGACAUAAGUUCAUCCGGUUUUUCGGGCCAAUUUCCAUGGAAAUCACUAAAAGAGCUUACUAAUCUCGCUUACUUGCGUUUAGGAGACAACCAUUUUAAUAAAACUUCAUUUCCUUCAGAAAUUUUGAAUCUUUUUAAGCUACAAACUUUGUAUCUUACAAACUGUAGUAUUGAAGGAAUGAUCCCAAAUGAAAUCGAAAACCUCGGUUUGUUACAAGUUCUUGAGCUUUCAGGUAAUUAUAUAAUGGGACCAAUCCCAAAUGGGAUUACAAAGCUUGUUAAUCUAGAAACGCUUGAGCUUUAUGAUAAUCGAAUUUCAGGUAUUCUUCCAUUUGGGUUUGGAAACCUUGUCAAGAUUUUGAGACUCGAUAUUUCGAAUAAUAGUCUUGAAGGUGAUAUUAGUGAGUUAAGGAACAUGACACUUGUGGAAUCUUUACAAUUGUUUGAAAACAAGUUUUCUGGUGGGAUUCCAUUGGAGUUUGGAGAAUUCAAGUUUUUGAAGGAAUUUUCUAUUUAUAGUAACAUGUUUACAGGUGAACUCCCUGCAAAUUUGGGGCCUAAUUUGGAAUAUAUUGAUGUAUCCUCAAAUAUGUUGAAUGGGACCAUUCCACCUGAUAUGUGCAAAAAUGGGAAAUUUGGAGAGAUUUUGAUGAUUCAAAAUAAUUUCACUGGCGGGUUACCAGAGACUUAUGCGAAUUGUUUGUCGUUGUUUCGGGUCAGAUUAAGUAAUAAUUCACUUUCUGGGAGAAUCCCAGAUGGGAUUUGGAGUUUGCCUAAUUUAAAAUUGCUGGAUCUUGCAAUGAAUCAAUUUGAGGGUCAAGUGAUGGCUAAUAUUGGUGAAGCCAAGUCAUUAGCACAACUUUUUAUAUCAAAUAAUCGGUUUUCGGGCAAGUUGCCCGAGGAAAUAUCGAAGGUUUCGUCUUUGGUGGAAAUUAAAUUGAUGUAUAAUCAGUUCUCAGGUGAAAUUCCGGCGAGAAUUGGUGAUUUGAAGAUGUUGACUAGUCUUCAUUUUGAAGGUAACUUAUUUUCUGGUACUAUUCCAGAGUCAAUUAGUUUGUGUGUUUCUUUAAAUGAGAUAAACCUCGCGGAAAAUUCCCUUAUUGGGAAUAUUCCCGCGAGUCUUGGCUUGUUACCAGGUUUAAACUCUUUAAACCUAUCGGGUAACAAACUUUCGGGCAUGAUACCUACGAGUCUGUCCUCUUUGAAGCUAAGCCUAAUUGAUUUGUCAAAUAAUAUGUUGAUUGGAAGGGUGCCGGAAUCUUUGUUGCCAGAGGCGGAUGAGCGUAGUUUUGUCGGGAAUCCGGGGUUAUGCGGUGAUCGGAUCAAAGGUCUUCAACAAUGUACUCCGGUUUCUCAUAAAUCGCGUGGUUUGGGAGUCGUGGGGUAUUGUUUUCUCGCGGGUGGGCUCGUGUUGGCAUUAAUGUCAAUAGCUUGUUUUGUCCUUGUCAAGUCGAGGCAAAAAGGUUGUCAAAACAUAAUCAAACGGGGUUGUUCGUGGGACAUGAAACAGUUUCAUGUCGUUAGUUUCAACGAAGAAGAUAUUUUACGAUCUUUAAAAGAAGAGUAUUUGAUCGGGAAAGGCGGGUCAGGGAACAUAUACAAAGUCGAACUAGGGUGUGGGAACAAGUUAGCCGUGAAGCAUAUGUGGAAGUCCGGUAUUGACUCCGUUGAGCGAAAAAGUUACUCAACUAGCACGACUAUACUACCCAAACAAAAAAGUAGGUCGCCAGAAUAUGAUGCCGAGGUAGCCACUUUGAGCUCGAUUCGACACGUAAAUGUGGUGAAGUUAUAUUGUAGUAUCACAAGUGAGGACUCAAAUCUACUUGUUUACGAGUACAUGGCUAAUGGUAGUUUAUGGGACAAACUACAUUCGUAUCAAAAGGUCGAAAUGGACUGGAAAAUCCGGUAUGAGAUAGCCAUGGGAGCCGCAAUGGGUUUGGAGUACCUACAUCACGGGUGCGACAGACCAGUUAUACAUCGAGACGUGAAAUCGAGCAAUAUUUUGUUAGAUGAGGAAAUGAGGGCGAAAAUUGCUGACUUCGGCCUAGCAAAGAUAGUGCAUACAAAUAAGGUUGCGGAUUCAAGCCAUGUUAUUAGAGGAACACAUGGUUACAUUGCACCCGAAUAUGGUUAUACAUUCAAAGUGAACGAAAAAAGUGAUAUCUACAGCUUUGGAGUUGUUUUGAUGGAGUUGGUAACUGGAAAAAAGCCGGUUCAACCCGAGUUUGGGGAAAACAAAGAUAUAGUAUGUUGGGUUCGAGACGAAAUGAGUAAGGACAAUGCAGUCAAUUUGGUUGAUCCAAACAUUUCAGAAGAGUCAAAGGAAGAAGCGGUCGAGGUGUUGACCAUCGCAAUACGUUGCACAACGAGGUACCCUGCACAAAGGCCGUCGAUGAGGAUGGUUGUACAAAUGCUAGAACAGGUCAAGCCUCAUGCACCUUUCGAUGUAGUGAUUGACAAUGACAUACAUAUAGUUAAGGACUAAAAUUUUGUAUGUUGGAAAGCAAUAUGCAAUAGCUUAUGUAAAUCGAACACUAUAAAUAAGGUCGUGUUGUAUGUUUUAUAUAGUCGGAGGCUUUUUGAUUCAACAAGGGAGAUAAUAAACUUGUGAGGUAUGUGUGUA